Molecule: messenger RNA, 3499 nt
Organism: Trichechus manatus latirostris (Florida manatee)
Lineage: Eukaryota; Metazoa; Chordata; Mammalia; Sirenia; Trichechidae
Gene: NUTM1
Product: NUT midline carcinoma family member 1
Exons: 7
Coding region: 16-3333 (1105 amino acids)
Source: RefSeq, a predicted model, not a curated record
CCUGAACUUGAGAGGAUGGCUUCAGAUGGAGCAUCUCUGUUGUCAGGAUCGGAUGUGACUGUGAAACCCGGCACCGCCAUGUCUCCUUUUGCCGCUCUUUCCUUCCCCCCACCGACCUCCGGCCCAGCAGACCAGCCGCCCUGGGAGCCAGGCCCACAGCCCUCUGUGCCUUCAGCCUUCUCUGCAGGCAGCUCUCUGGUGCUGUCUGCUUUCCCCAGCCCACUGCUGACGACAGGGGAUGGGGGCCCUGGCCCCAGUGGGGCCGGCAAGGUCAUUGUCCAAGUCAAGACAGAAGGGGGGCUGGCUGAGUCCCCUCCAACUCACAGCUUUGUCCUUACUCAGACUGCCCUCAACUGGAUUGCCUCAGGUGCUCCUGGCGCGGGCCCUGAUGGUCUUCCACCGCUGUUUGUGACAGCCUCUAAUGCGAAGCCCAUUCUGCCUGCUAAGGCCGUUGGGGUGAGCCAGGAGGGGCCCCCAGGCCUUCUUCCUCAAGCUCUGCCACCAGCUGCCCACCUGGCCCCCGUUAUCCCCCCGGAGAAGGCUUGGCCAGGGCCACAUGGGGCUCCCGGGGAAGGAGGCCCCGCGGCCACCCCAUCCAAGCCCUCACUGGGUGAACUCUCCUAUGCCUCCAAGGGCGUUUAUGAGAAUUUCCGACGUUGGCAGCGCUACAAAGCCUUGGCCCGGAGGCACCUAUCCCAAAGUCCUGAUGCAGAAGCUCUUUCCUGCUUUCUUAUCCCAGUGCUUCGUUCCCUGGCCCGGCUGAAGCCCACCAUGACCCUGGAGGAGGGACUGCCGAGGGCCGUCCAGGAGUGGGAGCGCACCAGCAACUUUGACCGGAUGAUCUUUUAUGAGAUGGCAGAAAAGUUCAUGGAGUUCCAGGCUGAGGAAGAGGUGCAGAUUCAGAAUGCGCAGCUGUUGAAUGGGUCCCAAUGCCUGCCUCCCGCAGCCCCUCUAAAACUCGAUCCUCUGGCGCCCCCAGCCCCUGAGAUUUGCCAGCGGCCAGCGUACGUCCCAAAGAAGGCAGUCUCCAAGACGAGGGCCCCUCGCCGGCGGCAACGCAAGUCCCAGAAGCCUCCAGUUCCUGAGGCACCCAAGGAGAUCCCCCCGGAAGCGGUUCAAGAGUAUGCUGACAUCAUGGAAGGGCUGUUGGGGAGCCACUCAGCCACUGGGGAGUCAGAUGGACACCGGGAAGAGGAAGAAGAGCAGCAGCAGGAGGAGGAAGGGAUGUACUCAGAUCCAGGUCUCCUGAGCUACAUCGAUGAACUGUGUUCUCAGGAAGUCUUUGUUUCCAAGGUGGAGGCCAUCAUUCACCCUCGAUUUCUAGCAGAUCUGCUGUCCCCAGAACAGCACAGGGACCCCUUGGCCUUAUUCGAGGAGCUGGAGCAAGAAGAAGGGCUAACUCUCACUCAGCUGGUACAGAAGCGACUCAUGGCCUUAGAAGAGGAGGAUGCAGAGGCGCCUACAAGCUGCAGUGGAGCUCACUCGGACUCCAGUCCUUCUGUUUCUGAUGAGGAUGAAGAUGGGGUUGGGCGGCUUCGGCCCUCAUCCGGGCCUCGGGUGUCUGGGGGCACCGUUCGCCCCGGAAAGGCUGCUUCUCCAGGAAAGCGGGCAAGGGAAGGGCAUGGGGGGCAGGAGCGAGCCCUGGAUGGCCCGAGGGGGAUGCGCAGGGAUGGGGACACUCUGCCAUCCCCCAACAGCUGGGACCUGCAGCUAGAACUAGCACAAGGCACUUGGGGACCCUCGGGCACAGAGAGGAGAGGGUCUGAGAAGGUUACAAACCAGAUACCCCCGCAUCUGGAGGGCCAUCUGGGAGGCGCAGUGUCCCCUGGGCACUCCCUGGUGGCUGAUGGCACUUCAAAGGCCCUACCCCUUUGCUGGCAGGAAGACCCCCAGCUGGAGGGAGUUCCCUGUUUGGAAGGUGGACUUGCCCAGCCAGCUUCUCUGCAGAGUCAGGGGUUAGAAAAGCGGGUCCUGGAGCUUCAGACAGGACUGCAGACGGGGGAUGUUGGAGCGCUUCAAGGGAAGGAGCCUUUAGCAUCGACCCAAGAAGGCUCUCCAGGAGCCAUGUGGGGAGAUGACGGAGACCCUCUGAUGGCCCAGAGUUAUGCUCCGGACCCUUCCCCUGGAACAGCUGGAGACACCGAUGGGGCCCUUCUCAGUCCAGAACUUUGGCUGAGCAGUGAUAUAGAUGCUGUAGGCUUGGAGCUGCCCUUAGAAAUUGAGGAGAUCAUAGAGACCUUCCAAGAUGGGGAAUGUGUAACCGAGCACCAGGGAGGCUGCGAGGCGCUGGGCUCUGGUAGCAACAUCUCUCUGUGCCUUGGAGAAACCACACUGCCUGGGGAUGUGGGGCGCAGUGCACUUCCCUGUGGAGACACCGAUGCCAUGGCUGCUUCAGAAAAGAGCAACCACUGCAGCUUGCCGGGAUCUCUGAGCGCCAGCAGCCCUGCCUUGAGGCUCAAAGAAGAUAGUGAACACAACCCGGAGACGGCUCGGGACCCGAGUGAUCUGUGGGCUGAAGGUUGUGCUCUAUUGCUGGAGAGCAGAAUUGAUGCCCCUACACUGGGGUCUUCCAAAGAAACCCUCCUGCCAGCAUGUCAAGGCAAUAUCCUUAUCCUGGGGACCCAGGAUGCCUCCUCCUUCCCUGAGGCCAGCAAAGGUGCAGGGAGCAGAGGCAAUUCCAUCUCUCCUCUGUUGGAAACCACAGAGCAUGUCAGCCUACUAGAUGUUGGAGAUAGCCAUGGCCUCCAACUGGGGGAGGUCAGAGAGGAUACUCAUCUAUCAAAACCAAAAGACCUUGCUCCCUCAGUAGGAACCCCCAAAUCAACAUCUCCUCACCAGGGCCUUGGAAGCUCUCCCCCUAGAUUGGGAACUAGGGAUGCCUUAGUUCUGAGGGAGACGUCUCCUGGAAGCGAAACACGCAGCUCAGCAGAUGGGGCCAGCAAAGAGAAAGAGGAGGAUGAGGAAGAUGAGGAACUCUCUAACUUUGCCUACCUCUUGGCCUCUAAACUCAGCCUGUCACCAAGAGGGCUUCCCCUCUGUCCUCGCCCCGCCUCAGGCCUGCCCUCUGUAGGUCAGGGGGUCAAGAAAGCACUCCACUCCCUUUCUGCUGAGGUAGGAAGUCUCGGCCCACCUCCACAUCCUGUUGCCAAAUCUGGGAAGCGAGCUCUAGUUAGAGGUCCAGCACCUGUUAAAAAGAGGCCCCACCCAGGAGCUGGCCUUGGGGUCUCUGGGGAGAAACCAUUGGCUCUAGUUGUUCGCCCCUCACAGCCUCGUAAAAGGCGGCGUGACAGUUUUGUCACGGGGAGAAGGAAAAAGCGACGCCGUAAUCAGUAGUGAGUGGGAGGACCAUCCUCUUCCACCUGCCAAUCCUGUGGGGGCCCAGAGCAGACUUCACCCCUACCACAUACGCAGACUCUUUCUUGGCCAAAUUUGUUUUGUUGUUCUACAAAAGCGAUGAGGGUGGGGAUGUUAGACUCACUAGGGUGGAGAUGGUCCCCUU